Malaclemys terrapin pileata is the source of this 1100-nucleotide messenger RNA. RefSeq names its product dynein light chain LC8-type 2 (gene DYNLL2). Gene Ontology annotation, cellular component: cytoplasmic dynein complex. Bases 568 to 837 code for a protein of 89 amino acids. The transcript is spliced from 3 exons. Gene Ontology annotation, molecular function: dynein light intermediate chain binding; dynein intermediate chain binding. Lineage: Eukaryota; Metazoa; Chordata; Testudines; Emydidae. Gene Ontology annotation, biological process: microtubule-based process; cilium assembly. The record is from RefSeq and is a predicted model, not a curated record.
ACACUCCCAUGUAUUGCCUUCCCUUUGUUUUAUACUAUUUAUUGAUAUUGUGUGUGUGCAUAUAUUGAUAUUGAAUAUGUGCAUUCUUUUGGCUACAGCAAGGAAGUAAUGGUAAGGGGGCUCCUGUGCUGUGUGUCCAUCUCUGGCACUGACUUUCUGAGUGGGUAAGUCACAGGAAUCCCUGAGUGAAAUUCUGUGGCCUGUGUUAUGCAGGAGGUCAGACUAAAUAAUCAUAACAAUCCCUUCCGGCGUUACACUCUAUGAAACUUGUGUCAUCUCUCCAGGCAGGGAUGAUCUAGAUAUACUUGGGUCCUUCUCAGCACGGGGGGCGGGGGGCUGAACUAAAUGAGCUCUUGAGGUCCCUUCCAGCCCUACAUUGCUUUGAUUCCCUGCCUUGAUUUACCCCUCUGCAAUUAUAUUGUUACAGAACUAUUGCUACCUAGGCCUUCCUGGUUGUCACUACGGUGCACAUCAUGAUUACGUGGGACCUCCUGGUGACAGCAGGACUAGAACUGAAAUCUGAUCCUUCGACUCCAAAAGCACAGGUCACUCCCUACCAGGUUCACAAUGUCUGACAGAAAGGCUGUGAUCAAGAAUGCAGACAUGUCUGAGGACAUGCAGCAGGAUGCUGUAGACUGUGCUACACAGGCAAUGGAGAAGUACAACAUAGAGAAAGACAUUGCAGCAUAUAUAAAGAAGGAAUUUGACAAGAAAUACAACCCUACUUGGCACUGCAUUGUUGGCAGAAAUUUUGGCAGCUAUGUAACACAUGAGACAAAGCACUUCAUCUAUUUUUACUUGGGUCAGGUUGCAAUUCUGCUGUUCAAGUCUGGAUAGGAAGUCGGAGCAAGUGAAAUUUGGACUGUAAUGCACUGAUGGCUGAAGCCAAGAUUCCCUUUAACAUGGCUGUGCCGCUGCAUGGACUGUAUACUAUAUUUAAUGUGUAUAUGUUGCAGUAAAAUCUACUUCUGUUUAGUUGCCUGGGAAGAAGGCGGCAUUUUUUUGUUACUGCUUUUUUUUUGGUUGUAUUGCACUAGGAAAACUGUAAAUGCUUAAACAAUGGCCUUUCAAUGGGAAAAAAUAAAACUGUUCCACAAACA